AUGAAGAGUGCUGUGAUGCGGCCACGAAGGUCCAUAUCGACGAUCAAAAAAUGGCGUGGACCGAAGAGGAUCGGCGCCUCGAAGCUCUUUGCGACUCGUGGCUCCAUCUUUGUGACAGAUACAAAAGAGGCGGCAGUCCACGCCGCAGAGACAGGAGCAAUUAUUGCUCGGAACUACAACGGGGUAGAGUACAAAUCGACUGCGACCACUUUUGGAAAGCUGGCCAAGGCUAUCUGCCAGGGCGUCAUUGUGCCUGAGGAUGUUGGCACCAUCAUUCUCGAUGGAGGGGAUACGCCGCUGCUUGACACUGGGACGAAUUCGCAAGUGGAGCGCCUGUGCGAAUUCCUCGGUGACGAUCUCACUGUUGUGCGCUCCAAGAUGCCUGAUGAAGUCAGGCUGACAAAUCAUCAGCAACACGAUCAUUUCUCUUCCUAG
This is a messenger RNA of Aspergillus aculeatus ATCC 16872, 435 nucleotides long. RefSeq lists its product as uncharacterized. Lineage: Eukaryota; Fungi; Ascomycota; Eurotiomycetes; Eurotiales; Aspergillaceae. The transcript is spliced from 2 exons. Bases 1 to 435 code for a protein of 144 amino acids. The record is from RefSeq and is a predicted model, not a curated record.